GUAAACAAAAACGACGCACCAAAGCCCAGAUCAAGGAGGACAAACAGCGUGCCACAGAUGUGCAGGCUGCACAGGAAGCCAAUUUGCAGCGUGGAAUCGAUUGUAUUGCAAGCAUUGAGGCUGCCAUGGAGGUGGAGCAGGGCAUCCAGCACCGGCUCAGAGUCAAGGUGGCAUCAAGGACCAGGAUGCUGGUGAUCCGGGGUGAAGGAGAUGUUGAAGCGGUUAGGAACGAGGUUGCAAAGCCGCCGAAGAAGAUCAAGAAGGUGCAUGAGGCAAUCGGUGCUACAAUCCUUGGCAGCGAUCAGCGAGUCAAAGGGACUGGAAAGGUCAACAACUGGCGCACUCACAUGGAACCUGAAACAAAGUGGCUCUGUUUUGUCAGUGACAACCCUGAAGACAAGUCAGACUGCAGCAACCAUGGUCUCGCUUGCAAAAGACCCACCCCUUUCCUUGACGGAUUGUCAGAUGAUUCUGUAUCGGACAAUGGCGAGGAUGGAGGCAAUGAAGAAGAUAGAGAUGGGGACAAUGAAGAUUUCGAAAAGCACCUGUCUACUGAUAUAAAAGGGAAGCUGGGAAUGAAGUCUAUCAUACAGAUCGCUGAGAGUUCAGAUGGCGGAUUGUCCGAUGUUCCUGUAUCCACGCCAUUUAAUCUACUGCCAUUUAGUCAACAGGCUGACAUAGUAAGAUUUGCUCUGGAGCAGGCCCGGCAACCUCGCGCAGUCUCGUCCACGAAGAGAACGAUUGAGGAAGCCGAGUUGAUAGGCUCCUCCGAAGACAACAAUCAAGACGAUGAGGAGGAGGGGGAGGAGGAGGAGGAGGAGGAGGAGGAGGAGGAGGAGUUCGUUAUUGACCCUAUGUUAGUCAAUGAAGAAUCUUCCUUGAUCACAAGGGUCCCCGAGCAAACGCGCACUACUACAAAGACUAGUGUGACAGUCGCUGGCACCGCGAAACCGAACCCACCCAAGAAACCGAAAUUGGAACCGGUCCUUCCGACAAUCUCUGAACCCAGCUUGAUGUCUGCUGACAUGGCGAUGAGGCCCAAAACUGGAAGUCAGUGGCGAAACACGGAUCUCCCACCAAUUAUGCUGGAGGACAGUGCAUGGCACAGGAGCUUUAUCCCAACAGUUUUUCUUUGGGCAGGCGCCCAGCCAAAUUUUUGGUCCAUCGAGGCCGAAAAUUUACUUCCAGCACUCCAGGCCAUUUUUAAUAUUGCGUUUCCAGGAACAGAUUACAAUGUUCAACCAAAAGGCCCUAUUAUGGGCUUGGUGAAUCAAUGCCUUUGCUCCUGGCACAGCAAUUUCAGAUCAACAGCAAUUGCCCUCGUCACUAAUUUUUUGGCCACUUCCAAAAAUAACGAGACUGAUGAUGAUGAUGACGCUGACUAUGAACAGGAACUAGCGGCAAGUCUUCUUGAGAAUUGGGCUUUCCUCUAUGAGGAUCCAGAGAAUCGCGACCCCAACAAGAUCUACCGGUUGGUGUUCAUGAUAGAAAUGAUCGAGUCUGCUCACAUCAACGCAACUGCUGGAUUCCUCGAUGUACCGGCACUCGACACAGACACACUACAAGUGAAGGGCAUGCAAGCUAUAAUCGCUGCGAGUGCUGCUGCACUCGAACGCGCUUUCAAUUUCGCCGCAAAGCCAAAAAACUUUACCGAUGACUUCAGCACUGGCACCAACAGCGUGAAGGGCAGCAUUAGGGCCCGCAAAACACCCCUGAAGCGCAACAAAUCAACCGGUAAAGACACCACUACAGCAUCAGCCUUUUUGGAGGCUAACUGCGGCUCGGCGACAUCGGAAUAUUACGAAUCCCUCAAGAGGCGAGGGGUGAAGUACACGAUGGAUACAAUUGCCUUAGUGCGGAAGCGGCAGGAAAUGGCCCAAGAUGCUCCUUCUCAGCUAAAGCCGAUGGGCGGAUGUGCCCUGCUCUACAGUUUUUAA
This is a messenger RNA of Suillus subalutaceus, 1937 nucleotides long. RefSeq lists its product as uncharacterized. The annotation marks the transcript as partial. The record is from RefSeq and is a predicted model, not a curated record. The transcript is spliced from 9 exons. NCBI's taxonomy places the organism in Eukaryota, Fungi, Basidiomycota, Agaricomycetes, Boletales, Suillaceae.